Molecule: messenger RNA, 1365 nt
Organism: Grammomys surdaster
Lineage: Eukaryota; Metazoa; Chordata; Mammalia; Rodentia; Muridae
Gene: As3mt
Product: arsenite methyltransferase
Biological process (GO): toxin metabolic process; arsonoacetate metabolic process
Cellular component (GO): cytosol
Molecular function (GO): arsenite methyltransferase activity
Source: RefSeq, a predicted model, not a curated record
AUGGGUGUUCACUUAAGGCACACGCAAAAUUUACAAACGAAACUCAGUAGAUCAGUAAAGGAAGAUGUUAAUCAAACCACUCUCCUGGAUGCAAGGACCCAAAGCUACCAAGGUGACAAGCCCCAGCGGUGUGUAGGCGGCUUCCAGAGGGUCUUGCCGGGCUGUGGGGUUGUAGGUCAGCCAGGGUUCGUGGCUUCGGCGAUCUUCUCGGAAUUCCGGAAUUCAGGAGAUCCUGAGUCAUUCUCCCUUUUGUCAGUGGCUGCUUCCCGAGACACUGAAAUCCACAAGGACGUUCAGAACUACUAUGGGAAUGUACUGAAGACAUCUGCAGACCUCCAGACUAAUGCUUGCGUCACGUCAGCCAAGCUGGUCCCCGAGUACAUCCGGGAAAGUCUGCAGAAUGUACAUGAAGACGUUACUUCGAGGUAGUGUGUAUAUUAUGGCUGUGGUCUGGUUGUUCCUGAGCGGCUGGAAAACUGUCAGAUUUUGGAUCUGGGUUGUGGGAGCGGCAGGGAUUGCUAUGUGCUUAGCCAUCUGGUUGGUGAGAAGGGACGUGUCACUGGGAUAGACAUGACUAAGGUCCAGGCUGAAGUGGCUAAAACCUAUCUUGACUAUCACAUGGAAAAGUUCAGUUUCCAGGCACCCAAUGUGACUUUUCUUCACGGCUGCAUUGAGAAAUUGGUGGAGGCUGGGAUCCAGAAUGAGAGCUAUGAUAUCAUUAUAACCAAUAUAAUCUUUAACCUUGCUCAGAUGUGCACUGCUCUCUUUCAGCACGGUGGGGAGCUCUAUUUCAGUGACGUCUAUGCUAGCCUUGAAGUGCCAGAAGACAUCAAGUCGCACAAAGUUUUAUGGGGGGAAUGCCUGGGUGGUACUCUGUACUGGAAGGAUCUUGCCGUCAUUGCCCCCAAAAUUGGAUUCUGCCCUCCACGCUUGGUCACUGCCAAUAUCAUUAUGGUUGAAAACAAGGAACUAGAAAAGGUUCUUGGUGACUGUCGCUUUGUGUCUGCCACAUUCCACCUCUUCAAACUCCCUCAGACAGAGCCAGCAGAACGAUGUGUUUACAAUGGAGGAAUCCUGGGGCAUGAAAAGGAACUAAUCUUUGAUGCAAAUUUUAAAUUCAAGGAAGGUGUAGCUGUUGAAGUGAAUGAGGAGACGGUAGCUGUCUUGAAGAAUUCGCGUUUUGCUCAUGAUUUUCUCUUCACACCUGUUGAAGUCACCCUGCCAGCUCCCCAGGGCUGUUCUGAGUUAGAAACAAAGGUUAUAAUCAGAGAUCCAUCCAAGCUUGCAGAGAAAUCUGACAAGAUGAAGCCCAGACGUGCCCCAGAAGGCGCUGGAGGCUGCUGUGGCAAACGGCAAAGCUGCUAG